Choloepus didactylus (southern two-toed sloth) is the source of this 1094-nucleotide messenger RNA. RefSeq names its product glutathione S-transferase kappa 1 (gene GSTK1). Lineage: Eukaryota; Metazoa; Chordata; Mammalia; Pilosa; Megalonychidae. The record is from RefSeq and is a predicted model, not a curated record. The coding region runs from base 130 to 810 and encodes 226 amino acids. Gene Ontology annotation, molecular function: glutathione transferase activity; glutathione peroxidase activity. The transcript has 8 exons. Gene Ontology annotation, cellular component: peroxisome; mitochondrion. Gene Ontology annotation, biological process: glutathione metabolic process.
AGGCCGCGCCUCCAGCAGGGCAAGCCUGGAAGCGGGCUGGUCCCUGCGCGUUCCCGAGGAAAGAGACUCGCGCCUCGGCGCUUCCGGACCUGCGCUCGGGCCGCUGUUGCUUGUCUCCGAGGCUGCGGUAUGGGGCCCGUGCCGCGAACUCUGGAGCUCUUCUACGAUGUGCUGUCCCCCUACUCCUGGCUAGGUUUCGAGAUCCUGUGCCGAUAUCAGAACAUCUGGAACAUCAACCUGCAAUUGCGCCCCAGCCUCAUUGCAGGGAUCAUGAAAGACAGUGGAAACAAGCCACCAGCUCUGCUUCCCCGGAAAGCCAAAUACAUGAAUAAUGACAUUCAACUUCUGAGACAGCAUGUUGGGGUCCCCAUCUGUUUACCUAAGGAUUUCUUCUCUGUGCUCCUUGACAAAGGAAGUCUGUCUGCCAUGCGAUUCCUCACGGCUGUGAAUUUGGAGCACCCAGAGAUGCUGGAGAAAGUGUCAAGGGAGCUAUGGAUGCGUGUCUGGUCACGGGAUGAAGACAUCACAGAGCCCCAGAGCAUCAUGUCUGCUGCAGUAAAGGCUGGGAUGUCUGCAGAACAAGCACAGGAGCUUCUAGGAAAGAUCUCAACACCAACAGUGAAGAACCUGCUCAGGGAAACCACGGAGAAAGCCUGCAAAUAUGGGGCCUUUGGGCUGCCCAUCACAGUGGCCCAUGUGGAUGGUCAAACCCACAUGAUAUUUGGCUCUGACCGGAUGGAGCUGCUGGCACACCUGCUGGGAGAGAAGUGGAUGGGGCCUACACCACCAGCAGUGAAUGCCAGACUUUAAGAAUGUCCAGAGGAAGCAAAACUAGAAAAAAAAGCAAGACUUUCUGCUCCAUUCGUCUUCCACCAACAGGCCCUGGGACUCUGAUUUCCCUGUCUGAUUUGAGGUAUCCUCUGUGACUCUGGGGUCUGUCUCCCUUCCUCCUAAUCCUCAGAGGUGCCAGGGAGGGGACUUACCAUUAGUCUUCUCUCUGCCUUUACUUCCGGGCCUCAGAAGUGCCUUUUCAGAGCCCCAAACUCUAAUUUCCCAUAAAAUAAACCUCAUGCCAUUAGGCAGAGUGUUUCCUG